Molecule: messenger RNA, 5178 nt
Organism: Apis cerana (Asiatic honeybee)
Lineage: Eukaryota; Metazoa; Arthropoda; Insecta; Hymenoptera; Apidae
Product: serine/arginine repetitive matrix protein 2
Source: RefSeq, a predicted model, not a curated record
AAACAAAUUGAAUACUUAUUAUUCAACAAUAAAGAUAUAAUAGAGCAGUUAAGAAAGAACUUAAAAUAAAUAAUUUAAAUCUUUUUAUUAACAAUAGUACAUCAUUUUAAAUUGUUCUUUUAUUAAUUAGAAUAUUGAAAUUUAUUUGAGUAUGCCCUUGUUUUACACUAUAUCUCAAUACUGUUGGUAACUAAUAUGGCGGAAUAGAUAGAUGUUGAUUCUUCAAGAUCCGGAUUUCUUGGAUUCAAAUAUUUCUACAUAAUAGAAUUUUUAAGAAGAAACAAGUUAGCUGUUAUUUAUAUCAUUAUUAAUACGUGUUGUAAUUAUCAUUGAGGUUACGUGUUGUGUUGUACUUAAUUGUACUAAAUAUUAACAAUAAGUGCGUAUAUUACUUAUUAGAGCAGUCUACUUGGCAAACAACUGUAACUUCGAUUUUUAACUUAAAUGUAUUAUAAGUGUCAUUUACAAAAUCAAGAAAUAUAUAAUAUAAAUUUUUAAAUUAUUUUGAUUUUAAAUAAAGAUAAUACGACUUACGUAAUGAGAGUGUUAAUAUCAAUAUUAUAUAUUCCAUCGAAGGGUUAAGAGGUGCGUUUAUUUUUUAUUUAAAAUUUAAUAUAAUAAAGAAUAGUUAUAAUUAUAUUAAGUAUAUGAUUAAAAAAAAUUAAAUAUAUUUAAUAAUUUAAGUUUCAUAAUAUGUUAAUUCGUUUCAAUAUAUUUGUAAUAUGAAUAUUUUAUCAAAAAAUGUGAUUUUUACUAUUUACAUAUAUUUUAAACAUAAAAAUUAAAAUAAUAAAAUGACAAUAAAUUUUGAAUCAAUUUAAUAUUAUCUUAAUUUCAUCAUAAAUUAAAAAUAUUUUAAAAAUAUUUAUUGUGUAAAUUUAUUUUGAUGUGAAAGAUAUGAAAUGUCAAAUUUCAUUGAUUUCAUAAAUUUUAUUGAAUUAACAUUCAAUAGUUAAGUUAAUCUUUCAGAAACAUGUGUGAUUUACCAAAAAAAAUGAAAGAUUCAAGUGUUAAGAACAAUGUGCAAAAUGAAUCAAUGGAUCAGUUUUGUCCAAAACAAAGUGCUGAUAAAAAAGAAUCUAUAUUAAAAAGUACAAAUGAAGAUGUUCAACGUGCAAUUGAAGGUUUAAAGGAUAUACCAGAUGAGGAACUUCAAGAAUUUCUUGACGAUGAAGAUUUUAUGGAAGGUUUAGAUGUUGUUGAUGCUUGGGAAGGUGAUGAAGAAAAAGGUCGUGAUGUUGAAUUUAAGACUAGCCAUAUCAAAGAUCAAGAACAAAAACGUCCUUCUAGGGAAAGAUAUCGGCGUGAUUAUAAAGGAUCUUAUAAUCGUGAAAGACCAAAGAGAGAUGAAAAAAAACAUGAAGAAAUUCGUCGUGAUCCUUCUAAAAGCACAAAAGAUAUAGAAAGGGAUAAAAUACGUACAAAAAGAGAUAUUGAAAGCAAACUUUUAGCUGAAAAGGAAAAAGCUAUUAAACAUUUGUUAGAUUCUGACAAUGUUGUACCUCCAGGUACAGAAACAGAAGCCAUUCAAAGCAUUACAGAAAUGCAUAUUCGUAGAAGCCGAGAACGACGUAGAAGUUUAGAACGUCAAAGAGGAAGUUCAUUACGACGUAGGACUCCAGAUAGAAUUAGGAUAAAUUCUCCUCGGCGAAAAUCUCCAUUAUUAUUAAGUCCAGAACGUUGUAGAAGUACUCUCAAAAUGAGUAAUGAAAGACAUCGAAGUCCAUUGAGAUUUAGUCCUGAUAAAAGAAGAAGUCCAAGAUUUAAUUGUACUCGUAGAAGUCCUUUUGGAUUUAGUCCAGAACGCCGAAGAAGUCCAAUUAGACGACUUAGUUGGGAACGAAAAACAAGUACAGAUAGAAGAUGGAGUGCUGAACGACACAGGAGACGUAUAAAUAUACAUGAACGCCGAAGAAGUCGAUCUCGUGAUCGACAACGAAGUCGCAGUAUGGAACGUCUUAGAAGAAAGAUCAGUCGUUCACCAAUUAGUAGACGAUAUAGUCCACGUCGUCGAAGUCGAACUCGAAGUAGAUCAUUAGAACGUCGAAGAAAGCGAUCUCCCUUUAUUAAUGAACUUACAAGGCAAUUAAGAAAUGAAGCUAUAAUGACAUCACAUAUGAAUACCGGAUAUGCACAUCCUUCACCUAUGGAUGGCAUAUCACCUUUAAUAAAUAAUGUAUAUCAACAAGAAACAGAGCCUAGAUCAUCAAUGUCAAUGCCAUCUUAUAUACAUCAAACUGUAUUGGCACCAUCAAUAUCAUCAAGUAUAACAAAUAGUGGCCCAGCAUUUAUAAAUUAUGAAAAUUCAUCUCAACCAAUGAAUUUUGAUUCAGUUUCGUUACAUCCGUUACCUCAAACUGAAUAUGUUUCUGGUCCAGUAAUGUAUAAUCAAUCAAAUACUAGUUCAAUUCAACCAACACAUCGACCACCACUUCUUCCAGCACCAAUUUCUUCACCACAACAUGAAUCAACUGCAUCUACAGUAGAACAUGUACAAACAUAUAAUUCAUCUCAUGGCAUUCCUUCUACUCGUCAAUCUCCAAUUCAAACUUUUGAAUUUUCAAAUAAAUCUAAGGAUGCAAUCUCUCAAAACUAUAGAGAACGCAGAUUUACAGAUUCUUAUAAUGGAUAUCAUGCUUCACAAGAAGAACGAUUAAAGACACCUGAACCACCAGUCAUCUCAGAUACAAAACAAUUUGAAAAAACGAGUUUAUCCAGUCUAUUGGAAGCGUCUGUUUCUGCAAAAGAUUCAACUAGUCUACCUGUCUUGUAUCCAGGAUUCAAACCAGAAAUAUUAAAACACUGUGAACAUGCUUUGCGCGAACUUCCUGUGGAAGAUCUUCGUUUAAAAAUGAAAGGACGAUUUUUUUAUGAUCCAAAGAAAGAAAACAUACGAAGUGAUCAAAACAUAUAUUCAUCAAACUCUUUACUUUUGCAAAAAACUAAAAAUAAAAUAUAUUGGGAAGAAGAAGAAAGUCAACAUUUAACUUCUAUAAAACAGAAUAUACAAAUGCAUCAAAAAAUUUGUCAAACUGAUGAAAUAGAGACAAAUACGAAAUUUGUUCAAGCGAGUGUUACUAUGGUAGAUUUUGAAGUACAAGUAUAUCCUCAAGAUUUACAAUAUGCUAUUAAAGAAGAAAAAAGACCUAUUAUGGAUCGUCUAGAUUGGAAUGUGCGUGAAAUGUUUGAUUAUACACCUAAAUUUCGAGAGGCUGAUGAUUUGAGAUGGAGUUUAAGUAAUUCUUCUCAAAAAAGGACUUGGAAUAGAACAAUAUCUCCUUCUAGAAGGAUUGAUGAUCGUGAACAUCGUAUAGAUUCUGUAUCUUCUUUAGAUCAUAGUUCAAGAAAUAUGAAAUUAGGAUCUCCAAUAAGAAACCGAGAUAAUUUCUCCAGUCAUAAAGGAUCUUUACAAGAUCAUUAUGGUCGUGAAAAAUAUUCGCCUAAUUAUAGACAUUCUUUAGAAGAACAUGAUGAAUUUCAUGAAAAUAGAAGUGAUCAUAGUCGUGGUGAAAGUCCAAUGAUAUUAGAAGAUUCUGCAGAAGAAUUAGAAUUGGAACACACAUUCCAAAGAGGAAAUGAUUGGCAUGGAAGAGGAAAAUUAACAAGAGGUAGAUCAAGUCCAUUAAUGAAACAUGUGUACAGAAGAAAGCAUUCAGGAGGAAGAUCUUAUCGUGGGCGUGGAAGUUUUCGUGGAAAAUUCUAAAAUUGAUUGUGUAAAGCAAAAAUCUUAAAUGUAGAAUUAUGUAAUCAAAUAUAUUAAUAUUUCAAAAAAAUUGUAAUCUAUUCUUGCAAAAAUUUGAAAUGAAUUUAUGACUUUUUUAAAAUAUUAAAGUUUUGCAUUAUGUAUUAAAUUUAAAAGAUAUAUUAAAAUUUAAAAAAUUAUUAAAUAAUUUAUGCUAAAGAAUAUUUUAAAUACAAAUUGAAUUUAAACAUUAUAUAAUAAAUUAAAUGUAUAUUCAUAUAAACAUUCAUUGCACAAAUAUUAUGUUUGUGAAAUUGUAUAUUAUAAAAUUUAUAAUGUUUACAAAUAAUGUUUUUAAAUAAACAAAUCAUCUGACAAUAUGAACAGUGUAAAAAAACCAUUGUUUAUUAGUAACAUUAAAUAAUUAAAAUCGGAAGCAAAAUAUGUUUACAUAUAAAUUUUACAUAUUAUAUUAACUUAUUUUAUAAAUAUUAUUAGUCAUUUUCAUAUAUGUAACUAAAUUGUUUCAUUAAGAUAUUAAUAUUAAUCAUAUUAAAAAUCAUAAUAGAAAUAAAAAAAUAUACAUAAAGUCUUUUAAUUAUGAUAAAAUGAUUAAUAUGCAAAAAAAAAUAUUUUUGAAAAUAUAAAAUGUAUUAUUUUUAAAUAACUUAUUUUCAUUUUAUAUAUUUAUAUGUGUAUAUAUAUAUAUUAAAUCUUUCAACUUUUCUCAAAAUAAAAUAGUUUAUUUUCUGUAUAAAAAAAAGUAAAUGAUUCUGUUAUUUAGGAUUUUAUGCAUAUUUGUGUAUGUGUAAAAAAAACUAAAUAAUAAAAAAUAUUAGUAAAAUAUUAUUUUUUAUUAAAUAAUAUUAUUUUAAAAAAUAUUAUUUUUUAUUAAAUUUUUAUAUUUUUUAAACAAGAUUAAUUAUAAAUACAUCAUAAAACAAAAAAUACUUUAAGGUUACAAAAUUCUCCUAAAAUAUUUCAACUGAAUAUAUUUACAUUAUUACUUUAAAUAAUAAUUUAUUAUGUAAAAAAAAUUAUAUUUUUUAAAGGAAAGGAAUGAAAUAAUAUAAAUUUUAUUUAUAUAUACUUCUUAUAUUUUAAUUAUAAUAACAAUAUAUUGUAUAUAUAUAUAUAUAUAUAUAUAUAUAUAUAUAUAUAUAUAAAUACAUCAGUAUCUGCUCAUUAAAUAAAUUGUAAAUAAAUAUGAAAUAAUCAAUAUGUCCUAAUAACCUGUAAAAUACGCUUAAAAUCAGUAACUUUAAAUACGAAUAACUUUUGAACCAGUCAAUUCUUAAAUUUAAAAUUAACAUUUUUAGAUUCUAUCAAAAAAUAUUAAAUAGCAUAAAAAAAUUAAUUUUUAUCAAAAUAAUCAAAUGUAAUUGCUAAAAACAUCUUAUGAAAAUACAAGAUUAUUACUAAUUAUUAUUCCUACUAAAUUGAUUGAUUAUAGACUUUUUUAUUGAAAUGUCGAAUAAAAACAUUUGCUGAAUUCA